This is a messenger RNA of Nymphaea colorata (pocket water lily), 2032 nucleotides long. RefSeq lists its product as uncharacterized. NCBI's taxonomy places the organism in Eukaryota, Viridiplantae, Streptophyta, Magnoliopsida, Nymphaeales, Nymphaeaceae. The transcript has 13 exons. Bases 218 to 1669 code for a protein of 483 amino acids. The record is from RefSeq and is a predicted model, not a curated record. Gene Ontology annotation, cellular component: membrane. Gene Ontology annotation, molecular function: symporter activity. Gene Ontology annotation, biological process: carbohydrate transport.
GUCGGGGUGCAACGAUGGAAAAUAGGGCAUAUUGCCACCGUUUGAUGAAUCGCUAUUCUCUUCUUCAUCUCAAACGUCGACUCAUAGCCACAUGAUUGCCUAUUUGUAUGUCCAAUUGCGAUGGUCGACGGUAGCUUCUGGCCAUUCCGCCAAAACAAGGAUGUUGUCAAACUGCUGCAUAGAAUAGAGUGGAUGCUUUUGUAGUAUAUCUGUCAUUAUGAUUGACGAUAAUCAACUUGAAGCACAAGUGGAAGCACCAUGUGCAAAGCCUCUUGGAAGGUUCUCCGUAUUGUACUAUGGUGUUGGUCACAUGCUCAAUGAUAUCACUUCUGCAUGCUGGUUUACUUACCUUCUACUUUUUUUGACGGACAUUGGUUUCACUCCCAGAGAUGCAGCUACGGUGAUGCUUUCUGGACAAGUUGCUGAUGGACUGACCACAAUUUUUGUGGGUGAGCUGAUUGAUCGAUUUGGACAUUUCAAAUUAUGGCAUGCCGGUGGAUCAAUCUUAGUGGCUGUUUCAUUUUCAUUGGUGUUCGGUGGUUGCCAGACCUGUUCAGCACUUGUGGAGAAUUCUCCUGGCCUGCGCACCAUCUUCUAUUCUGCAUUUGCUGCUAUUUUCAAUGUUGGCUGGGCUGCUACUCAAAUUUCUCACAUGUCGAUGGUUAUCUGUAUCACAUUGAAUGCAACAAGCAGAGUGGUACUUGCAAGCUGCCGUAAUGCUUUUACCAUGGUUGCAAACCUUAGCCUAUAUGGAAUUGCCUUCUUUGUGUUUAAUACCAACACUAUGGUAACACCUACUGAUGUUGAAAAACAGUAUAGCUGGAUUGCUUAUUUGUCAAUUUUUGUUGGAUGCUGUUUUGUGCUCAUAUUUCUUCUUGGUACUCGAGAACCAAGGCUGAAGCGUGAAAGUAAAAUCAAGAAGAUUGGCAGGAUUGGAUGGAAGUAUUGGUUAAGCAAGGUUCUAUACCAUCAGGUUGCACUUGUUUAUGUACUCAUGCGUUUAGUGACCAAUGUGUCACAGGCUCUUCUUGCAUUCUAUGUUAUAAAUGAACUGCACAUGGGUCAAUCUUCCAAAGCUUUGGUCCCUGCAAUCAUCUAUAUUUCAAGUUUCAUUGUGUCAGUGGCUUUGCAGGAGUUCCAUUGGAAUGGACAUCGUCUGAAGUGGUUUUUUACCCUUGGUGCACUUUUAUGGACACUCUCUGGCAUUGCAUUUUUCUUCUUACCAAAGUGGAUGCACAACGUUAUGUAUCUUUUGGCAGUUGUCAUUGGAAUAGCAAAUGCUUUAAUGACAGUGACAGCUAUUAGCAUGGAGAGUGUUCUAGUUGGAGAAGAUCUGAACGGUUGUGGGUUCGUGUACGCUUCACUUGGUUUUCUGGACAAAAUUGUGUGUGGUGUUGUUUUGUAUUUACUCGAAUUCAAUCAAGGAUUGCCCUCUGGUUCGAAUGGUGUUCAUGCAUCUGGACGCUCUUCAUCACUCAACGGUAUCCAUGCAGUUGGAAAUUCCCUAUCUGUCUACAGUCUUCAUGGAACGGGAAUUUCUGCUUCACUCACUAGAUGGGGAUUUGGGCUUGUCCCUGGGAUAUGUUCCCUCCUUGGGAUUGCCGUUACAUUCACUAUGAACCUUAACACUGUAGUUUCAAAACAUCUGACUGAGCCUUUGCUUGAGUAAGGUAUCCAAUGCAUAAGCUGAUACACUUCAAUCACUAUUAAGUGGAAAAGGUUCGUUCAUAUGGAACUAUGACACCAUGGGGCUUCUUCGCCUAAGGGGACCGGAUCAGAAGGCUCGUCUAUAUUAAUCUAAUGUACUUCAGUAAACCUUUUCUGUUCUUUUGGAACCUUCCAUACAGAUUUUGUAUCUUGGGGAUACCUUGGUUUGCAAGUCAUUGAUAGGAGCAGAGGCUUAUCGAAUGUGAAUCAAGUGUUAUCAUAGAAUUUGUUGUAAAAUAUAAUGUUUUUUUCUCAUUGAGUGGGUUUCUGCAGAGAUGGACGCUAGGAUGUCAUCUGUCUUAAAGCUGACAUUUUUUUCAGUUCA